UGACAGUUGGUUUUUGUUUGCGAAAGUCUUUGGUUUUUCCCUGUUUUUCCGAUCGAUAACGUGAGUAAAAAGUUAAAUUCGGAUCUGGAUGUGCUCAAACGGCUUAAAUAUUUAGUUGACCUAGAGUGAAAAACGUACAUAAAGACCAAUAUCCGUUGUGUCAUUUGUCAGCUGUAAUAGAUUUACAGAACCGAAAGAAAUCGGCAAAAAAAAUGUCGGGGUGCAUCUUGGUCGCCACAGGUUCAGAAGUUUCCGAUGGAGAGUCUGUAAAAUUCAUUACCAACUCGUUAACGCGAUUGAUUCACCGAAAAGCUGACAAACUGCUUUGUAAAAAUGAGACCAAAAUGACCCUCGUAAACCUAACGGCUAAGCGGUUCCAGGAUAUGAAGGAGGAACUGCAACCAUGCAGUGAUUCGAUGGAUAAAGACGUUGCGGAGGAUGCUCCAAGAAUUCUUACGAUCAAAGACUCAUCCGCACUGUCCACAAGAGAGACAUCACCGAAACACCGGAUUACAGGUGGUAUGUUGCAGCAAGUCGGUCAGCAUUCGCACGACCAAUAUUAGCCUGGCGACCAUCUAAGGGCCAUCAACACUCCGCCACAUCUUUUUCCAUCAAGAUUUAUUACCCGCCCCGUCGAGCCGGGCCAACUUGAUGCCCUUUCUUUUAGAGGUGUUUCGGAACGAUAUUCUUUCUUGGAGGGAACUGGAGCUGCUAGAGAUCGGUGACGUAUCGUUUGGGUAAGGUAAACUGCGUACGGAAUUUGCAGCUUGACGGUCUCCAUUGAUCUCUGCCUCCGCCAACCAGAACGACGAUCCACAUGGGAAUUUUCUCAUAAAGUUGUUAAUCAGCGGAAAUAAUGUGAGCACCAAGUUGCUUAAUCAGGAUGGCCCAUGCCGAGCGGAGUAAAAUGAAGUUGACAUAAGUAUGAAAAUUUCCUAGAGGAAGGAUUUACAAGGCUAAGGAUUAACAAAUUGGGGAGAACGAUGAGCACCACCUAAUGUUUUUAUUAUUAUGCCUUUUUCUCACUGUUAAACUAUAGUCCAAAAAAAGACAUCAGACUAAAAAAUAUAAAAAUAAAACGAAUCUGAAAUGCAGAUAAAGAUUCUCCUAUAAGAAAUCAUUUUCUAAUAUAAAGUUUUCAAAAACAAACAUUUUUUAAUGAAUAUCUUGACAAAGUACAUACAUUUAUAUGUCUUCAAAAAAUAUUUUAGGGGCAUUCAAAAUAUUUACAAUUAAAUGUUUGACCUACUUAGAGCAUCAUUAUCGGUCGCGAGCAUUUUAAUCACCCGCGCAGCGCUUUCAUUUUAGUUUCGUCACUCGUUUCCGUAUUGGUUAUUUUCGGCUCUCAAUUUGGUUGCUGUAUUCCGUACCGUGCUGUGCCCUUAUUCCAAUCAGCGCCUAAUUCCGUUCACGCAAGACAAAAUGAUAAAUAAUAAAGAGUUUAUGCCUAAAAACAACAGAAAAAUAUCCUUGUACUUUUCUAUGGUUAUGUAUGCAUGAAAUGAAAUGAAAACCAGCGUCAUUUUUAGCUAUUAAUAGUGAAAAUUUAAACAAAAUUUGUUGGUCGUCACUACGAGCGCCAUUUUGACUGUUUUCAUUAGCCCACUUGCUAAGAACGUCUUUCAUAAUAUUUAAGCAUUUUUAAGUGGAAAUUUGCCCUGGAUUUCAAACACAGCAGCAUAACAAGACAAAACAGGUAACAUUAUAGCGUAUUACCAAAUUGUUGCCUGUAUUUUCCCGAUAGAAAAUGCUGAGAAGUGAAAAAUAUCUUGACAGAAAUAAGGGUACAUCUAAAUCUACUUGUUCGUUAUUCCGUUCAUUGGGUUUAGAGGAUGGAUACCAAAAAUUCCGUGUUUGAGAAUAUAAUCUAUGAGCAAGAAAAGGUACAUCGUACAUGAAGCCAUAUGAAUGGUGAACAUUUGAAAUUCUAUCCCGCAAGCAGGCAGACCGAAAGGAAUUCCGUUAACGACUCUACUCGAGACCUUUUUCAACUCGUGCCGGGAAAAUACAGUUUUUUUCAGUUAAUGAUUUAAUGAUGAUUUAUAAAGUGAAUGCUGGACAAUGUUAAGAAAGGGUUUCCGGAGAAUACGGACAGUUUUAAACAGCACAAUCCAUAAUUGCGGCGUUCUUGUUUAAAAGCUUUAUCCGGAAAUUUCUUGGCGAAUUUCUAUAAAAAAACACUGCUCUCUCUGAGCGGUUAUGUUUUACCGAAAUCCGUGAAUACUUCGUAGAAGUAGGGUUAUCCGGUACUUUAAAGAACCGGAAGUUUAAAGAAUAUUCAAAUUGAACGAAACAGUGGUACGAACAAUUCCAAACAAACAAAGACAUUGUUUUGGAAGGUUCAGGUCAGAAUUAAAGGCCUAGUAUCCAGGCUCUAGUCAAAACUACGUUGAGGAUAAGGUGUAAAACUCCGAUAAGGUAUUGUAUCUGUCCUUUUCUGUGGUACCUAAUGCAACUGGGCAGCUAACA
Messenger RNA from Armigeres subalbatus, 2469 nucleotides. RefSeq lists its product as uncharacterized. The record is from RefSeq and is a predicted model, not a curated record. NCBI's taxonomy places the organism in Eukaryota, Metazoa, Arthropoda, Insecta, Diptera, Culicidae. Bases 213 to 563 code for a protein of 116 amino acids. The transcript has 2 exons.